Meleagris gallopavo (turkey) is the source of this 1167-nucleotide messenger RNA. The record is from RefSeq and is a predicted model, not a curated record. Lineage: Eukaryota; Metazoa; Chordata; Aves; Galliformes; Phasianidae.
GCGGCGGGGUCUUCCUGCCCCCGGGGAGCACCGCGUGGGGAAAUUCUCCUGCGAGUCGCGGCGAGUUUCUUCUCGGUCUUCUUUGAGUUUACUUAGAGUUCGUGUCCUCUCCUCUGGAUUGCCCUUCUGGUCGCGUAGCGGAUCCGUAGAGUUGCUUUGAUGGUUCUUUUAUGGAACAUUUUUUUCUCUUGAAAACAUUGCUGCUAAAAAGCUCCAAACAGGAGAAGUAAAUUCAGUCAGCUUGUCAGGCCACUGGCUCAGUGUACAAGCGCUUUCAUGAGGUAACAUUGGGCCAAAGUCAGCUUUUCUUUCUCCUUGGUAAAUCUGCAGCCAAGCAAUGGGCCAGAAAAUCUCAGGGAGCAUAAAGUCUGUGGAUGUGAGGGAGCCCCCUUUUAGGCCAGUGAAACGAGAGCUGAGAGGCCCGGAUUUCUGCAAGCCUGCACGGCUGGACAUGUUGUUGGAUAUGCCCCCUGCAAAGCUAGAGAUCCAGUACAAACAUGCUUGGAACAACGAAGACCGCUCUUUAAAUAUAUUUGUAAAGGAAGAUGAUAAACUGACUUUUCACAGACACCCCGUGGCCCAAAGCACAGAUUGCAUCCGAGGCAAAGUCGGCUACACAAGAGGCCUCCAUGUCUGGCAAAUCCACUGGCCCACGAGGCAGCGGGGGACUCACGCGGUGGUGGGAGUCUCCACAGCCGAAGCGCCACUGCACUCGGUGGGGUACACGUCACUGGUGGGCAGCAACAGCGAGUCGUGGGGCUGGGAUCUGGGACGCAACAAACUUUAUCACAAUUGUAAAAACCAGCCUGGGGUCACAUAUCCUGUCUUCUUGGAACCGGAUGAGUCUUUUGUACUCCCAGACUCCUUACUGGUGGUUUUGGAUAUGGACGAAGGAACGCUCAGCUUUAUGGUAGAUGGACAGUAUCUUGGAGUGGCCUUCAGAGGACUAAAAGGGGAAAAACUUUACCCCAUAGUCAGUGCGGUUUGGGGACACUGUGAAAUUACAAUGAGAUACAUCAAUGGACUUGACCGUAAGUCUUACCAUAUUUCAUUACACUCUUUCAACUCUUCUCUUUUUGAAUUUAUCUUUUUAUCUCCUAAUUGUGAGCCAUGUACUGGGGAUGACUAUGAGUAAAUUGCAUCCUGUAGUUUUUACUCACAACUAGU